AUGGAAGAACAAAUGAAAUCGGCAUUAAAAUAUUUUCAAUUAUCAUCGGAUGCUUUCUCAUUUUUAAAAGAUUAUGUUAAUACUAAUUCUUUAUCAGUUGAUUUUGAACCAGCUCUAUUAGCAUGUAUAUCAUGGUUAAUGUUAGCUCAAGCAGCAGAACUUGCUUAUUUGAAAUCAGCUAGUUUUAAGGAUGAAGUAGCAGCUAAAGUUGCAGCAUAUGCGGCUGAUUAUUAUAAAGAAGCUUAUACAUUAGUAAAAACUGAAAGUUCGAAAAAAGCUAUUUCAGAAGUGGGUCGAUUUGCUUUUGCUUUUUCUGAAUUUCGAGAUAAUCGAACCUUAAAUCUACUCCGCACAUUUUUUUUACAAGAGUUCUGA
This is a messenger RNA of Rotaria sp. Silwood2, 375 nucleotides long. Lineage: Eukaryota; Metazoa; Rotifera; Eurotatoria; Philodinida; Philodinidae. The record is from the annotation of a GenBank genome assembly.